AUGACCCCUAACGAACAAGGCCGGCCAUAUACAUCCCCCGCAGUGAAGCUCGAUUCUUCGACUUACAUCCAGGAUUCGGCCACGAUUGCGGUAGAGCUAGAGAAGCGGUUCCCUACCCCUUCGCUGUACCUAGACUCGCCUACUCUGCCCCGGGCAUACGCCGCCGUUACCGCUGUAUUGGUGGUCUACCGUCCCGUCUUGAUGUGCAAGGUUAUUCCCAAUCUUCUCACUGAGAGAAGUGCCGAGUACAUCGCCCGUACGAGAGCUGAGCCACUCAAGAUGGCACUCGAGGAGUAUGCGCGAGGAGACGCUGAACAGCUGGCUCUCACGAGGGCACAGGGUCCACUCGAGGAUUUGGCGGCGCUGGUCAAGGAGAGAGGAGGUCCGUUUGUGAUGGGUACAACUCCAUCGUAUGGCGACUUUGUGAUUGCGAGUUUCUUGUACUACAUUCGAAGGGUUGACCAGGACAUUUAUGACGGGAUGGUCGCAGUAGACACGGCACUCUCUGGGCUUUUCGAAGCAUAUGAUGGGUGGCUUGUUAGCUUCGUCAACGACCUGGAGACACGGGUGGAAUGGCUGGAGUCCAUUAUUCGCAAGAACCUCCCAAGCAUCGAUCUGAACCGUGUCCCGAACGAUCGAUCGGUUGGAACCAAGAACGAAGCAUCCAGGGAGGCCGACUGGCCUCACUCGCGACAAGAGAACGAUGUUCAUAGCGACUCUCCAAGGGAAGAUGACGCUCUCCGCGAAAUCGUCGACCAGGUGGGCCUUGUGUCUGUAUCCACAGGAGCAGACCUUCGUUACUUGGGUCCCUCCAGCGGAAUCUUCUUUACCAAGUUCGUAUUGGCAGGAUUGGGACGAAGAAUUCCGGCUGAAGAGCUGCCGCUUUCACAUUCAAUGGAUGAUGGCGGCGACGAACCCCCAGUCCCUACAGAUCUUCUCGUUGUCGAACCACGCGGCCUCCCCUCGGACUACAAGCACGCUAGAUGGUUGUCGGAUGCGUAUUUUAGGACUGUUCACCUGCAGUUUCCCUUCUUGCACGAGCCCACUCAUCUCAAGACGAUCCAGAGCAUGUACGAUGGCAGUGAUGUUGGAUCCGUCUCCGAAUUUCAAGUUUUCAUGGUCCUUGCAAUCGGCGCCACACUCCUCUCACGCCGAGCAAAAGUGCAGCUGUCUGCGGAAGGCUACUGUGCAUCAGCAAUGAGCCGUCUCGACAGUAUCCUCCAGAGAGCGUCUCUUCAAGGGGCUCAGUGCAUUCUGCUCUUGGAAAUGUAUACCAUCCACAAUGCGUCUUCUGGCCUGAGCUUGUGGACUCUUCAUCACCAUUGUCUCGCUACUGUUAUAGAGCUCGGAAUGCAGCGCGAUGUUCAAGGGAGCGUCUUUUCCUUUUUUGAGCAACAGAUGCGAACCCGAAUUUUCUGGUGUACCUAUACCGUCGACCGCACCCUGAGCACUCUAAUGGGGAGACCAGUCGGCUUAAUGGAUGAACAGUGCGAGCUGAGGUUACCGUUGGAUGUCGAUGACAUCGACCUCGAAUCAGACCAUCCCAAGUCAAGGCUGGCAGGGGAACCACUCACCAAGAUGUCUAGUGCAGUCCAUCUCUUCAGGCUGGCCAGAUUCAAUUCUGAAAUCAAAUGUGUGCUGUAUUGCGUGGAUCGACUGUAUCCGCCUUACACGACACCGGCCAUCACCAACGUCGAGAUUCCACGGCAUGAUCCGGAUGGCAGCAGCCAACUAUGCCGCGCUGAUAUUUUGUGCGAGAUCAAGUAUCACGAGCUUGUUAUGCUUGUCCUCCGACCUAGUCCGCUUUUCCAGCAUCCCUCCAAGGCAUCAAUACGGGAGUGCUUCUCGAGUGCUACGACGUGCUGCCUGCUCUAUCACAAUCUUUACACAACAGGCUCACUCCAGUAUAGCUGGAUUAGCGUCCAGUCUCUUUUCUUGUGUGUCAUUACUAUGUUUUAUUGUGUAUGGACUCCCGACGGUGUCGCCGACGAAGUGGAUCUCGAUGCCCUCACGCGAGCACUGAGGGCCGCGUCCGACGUUCUCAGCGCCACCGGAGAAUAUUGGCCUGAGGCGAAGAGGAGCCGCGACGUUUUGGAUCGCAUCUCGACAACCACCAUGCACCGGUUCACCAGAGAGUUCAACAAGUCUCCCAAUAGCCACAGAGGGCUGCUUGGAGUACAGUCAUUGGCGAGCACCUCUUCAGCCUUGGGCCGAGAACAGCCUGACCCACUCGAUUUGUCUCAUGCGCCGCAUGAUCUGCCAGGAUUCUCGUUAGAGGACGACGGAAAUACCGGCUAUGGUGACACAUUUUCUCCUUUCCUCUCUGAACCCGCAGACUCUUUUACUAGUGCCGACGUACUAUCCUACUUUAUGAGUUCCGAAGGAAACGUGAACCCGACCGACGUUGAGAUGUACGGAGAGGGCUACCCGAGCACAGACGAGGUUCUGAGAGGUUUCUUUGAAGACGGACUCCGUGAUUAUCGUCGAGGUCUCUAA
Exophiala spinifera is the source of this 2496-nucleotide messenger RNA. RefSeq lists its product as uncharacterized. Gene Ontology annotation, molecular function: DNA-binding transcription factor activity, RNA polymerase II-specific; sequence-specific DNA binding; zinc ion binding. Gene Ontology annotation, biological process: DNA-templated transcription; positive regulation of transcription by RNA polymerase II. The transcript is spliced from 5 exons. The record is from RefSeq and is a predicted model, not a curated record. Bases 1 to 2496 code for a protein of 831 amino acids. Lineage: Eukaryota; Fungi; Ascomycota; Eurotiomycetes; Chaetothyriales; Herpotrichiellaceae.